CUUUGGGACUUUUUUUAUAUAGUAUUCUUUGUAGCUUGGCAACUGUUAGAAAAACAACAACAACAAUAAGUAACUGUUGCUAACUUAUUUUGCAGCAUGCCUGAUUAUUUUAGCCAGGAUACAAGUUUAAUUUUUGUUUGAGUUGUAUCCAGAUAAAUAGCAUUUUUAUGAUAAGCCAAAGAUGAAUCUGUUCUGCAAACUAAAACACUUUAAAUAAAGCUUGAAAAAAAAAGCUUGAGGUUUGGACCAGUAAGAACACAUUUAGCUGCUCGGGAGUAUCUUGUGUUGCAACAAAACACUAACACUAGGGGCGGCCAUCACUGUUUUCAAACUAAGAUUGGAUGAAGUGUAUUUGCUCCUCCUUUGCAGGCUACCGACCAGAGUAAAAAGCCCGAUAUUAUAAAAAGCAGAAAGCAAAACAUGCCCAAUAUUCUGCGCAAUAACUACUUGAAAACUACGGCUUUAAUCAACACUUAUUCUGUUUUGCUUUUGUUCUGAAGCCUAUGAAUCUAAGUCAAAAUAAUAUGUAAAUGUUAUUGAUAACAAUUAUAACUACAAGCAUCACCAUAUUAUUUCAACGACAGUCCGUUUCUAUUUUAAAUAAAAGCAACUAUUUUGUAAUAACGUAUUAAUUUCUGGCACUGUGGUGCAAGCUUAAAGAGAAAAUGAGGUUUAUUGUAAGGGCUCUGUAGUUGUUGUCCCUGUAAUUCUGCAGGAACCUUAAGGGUGGGGGAUUUUCCUCAACAUAACAACCAAACUGUGUGAUCACUACACCCUGUGGCGUCGAUCAAAUCCUCCUGCCAGGCAGUGAGCUUGGGGGAUGUUGUGGAUGCCGAUGCUUCUUUACUACAAACUUAACUACAUCACCAAUGGUGAUGGACAAGACAAGAAACUGCAAGAAGGCCUUUAAACUCCUGACUCAGUAGAUGUGGAACAUUUUCCCUGGUUGAAGAUUUUUCAUUUUGGAAUAGAAGAAGUGAAAUCUUUUGUCGGUCAGACCAAACAUUAGGUCAAAUGAAGAAAGCAGGAAAGUAAUUUGAACUGUUACAUCAGAGCUGCUCACCUAACACAUAAAGAGAACUGAGACGCUGAUGAAACAAUUUUAAGAGAAGAUGAAUCGCUACACCACCCUGAAGCAGCUGGGUGAUGGCACCUACGGCAGUGUGCUGAUGGGGAGAAGCAACGAGUCUGGAGAACUCGUAGCCAUCAAGAGGAUGAAGAGAAAGUUCUACUCAUGGGAAGAAUGUAUGAAUCUAAGGGAAGUCAAGUCUUUGAAGAAACUGAACCAUGCGAAUGUGGUGAAACUAAAGGAGGUUAUCAGAGAGAAUGAUCACCUCUACUUUGUUUUUGAGUACAUGAAAGAAAACCUGUAUCAGCUAAUGAAAGACAGAGAGAAUAAGAUGUUCACAGAGAAUGAAAUUAGGAACAUCAUGUUUCAAGUGCUGUCUGGGUUGGCUUUUGUGCAUAAGCAUGGUUUCUUCCAUCGAGACAUGAAGCCAGAGAACCUGCUGUGCAUGGGUCCAGAACUGGUUAAAAUAGCCGACUUUGGACUGGCCAGAGAGAUCCGCUCCAAACCUCCUUACACAGACUAUGUUUCAACAAGAUGGUACCGCGCUCCUGAAGUGUUGCUAAGGUCAUCUACCUACAGCUCUCCUAUUGAUCUAUGGGCUGUGGGCUGCAUCAUGGCUGAACUUUACACCCUUAGACCUCUUUUUCCUGGAAAUAGUGAAGUGGAUGAAAUCUUUAAGAUCUGCCAAGUUCUGGGCACCGUUAAAAAGAUGGAUUGGCCAGAGGGCUACCAACUAGCAUCUGCCAUGAAUUUCCGCUUUCCCCAAUGCGUGCCGACCAACUUGAAGACCCUUAUUCCAAAUGCCAGCAAGGAGGCUAUUGCACUGAUGCAGGACUUUCUGCAGUGGGACCCUAAGAAAAGGCCCACCGCUGUACAGGCCUUGCGGUAUCCUUACUUCCAAGUAGGCCAGGUGUUGGGGCCUCGUCCUCAGAGCCAAGAGGCUAAGAAGGUCAAAGCUUGUCCGAUGGUUCAGAAGCAGCUCUCUGAGUCAAAGACAGAUCCCCAGCAGUCAUCGUCAGACUCCAAAGCUUCCGCCUCUUCAAGAAACUAUUUGCAGCAUCAGCCUCUUCAGCAGAUCCAAAUGCCUCAGGUUGACAGUAAAACCGAAGGCAUCAGCCACGCAAAGGCAACAUCAAUGGGCAGUGAAAAUGCUGUAGGCGGCAGCGGGAUGGGGCUGCUGAAGAGUGGUCGUCGUCGCUGGGGUCAGGCAGUAUCCAAGACAUCAGACAGCUGGGACGAAUCCGACCAAUCGGAAACCGCCGCCUCCAACUCCAAGAAACCUAGCCUGGGGACUGCAGAGGGGGAUAGGAAACAAGAGCACUGCUCACAGCCCAAAGAGCAGAAACCUCUAUAUUCAUUUAGCACAGUUACAAAAAUUCCCAGCAAUGUUAAAGUUGGUCAAGCAGAUUAUAAUCUUCCUGGAUCAGCAGCACGGCAGCACUAUCUUGGCCAGUCUCGCUACCUGCCAGGUCUAAUUGGCAAGAGUCAGACUUCCUCUAGAGAGAAGGAGUUGAGUGCAAUGACACUGCGGGACCUGUGGGAGAACUCCUCACACAUUGCAAAUAAACCACUUUGCCCUAUUGGAGGAGGAUUAGCCGUCACCAGAGCUAAUGCAGAAGAGAAUGCCACUAAAUCGGUGGAUAGCACCCCAGAGAAAACAGUUGUCAAAGAAAGAAUAUUGGAGAAAAUUGAUCUGUCUAAAGGGAACUUUGUGAGCACCAAGUACAACCUCUCCAGUGGUUACAUCCCUUCUUUCCAAAAGAAAGAGGUUGGGACAGUGGGACAGAGAAUCCAGCUCGCCCCUUUGGCUGGCCAGCACUCAAUCAAUCUUUCUUCUAAUUCUUCUCCUGAUCAUAAAAAAGAAAAGACCAAAUCUGCAAAACUCAAGCCCAUUUCCAACUCUUCACUGAGUGAAACUAAUGAAGAUUACGAGGGCUGGAAGAGGCGGGCAGACAGGACUCAGAUGAAGGGCAGCAGCUUUUCAGCAUUGGGGAAAACGUCUGGUAAUCUCCUGAGCAGAGCUCCUGUGGUGCAGCCAGUUCACGGCCGGGUCGACUGGACAUCCAAGUACGGCGGAAACCGAUAAUCCAAGAAAACAGGGCGCAACGACUGUCUGCUGUCCUUGGAUUUGUGUCCUCAUCUUUGACAACAAAUAUAAAUGCUGAGCAGUUUUUGCCACCUAACUCAUCAAGCACGCAGGAUAAAUAUGUCACACCAAUAUGUGGUAAACCGACCAGCUUGUACAUGUUUGCCAAUACUGCUAGGGAGUCUCAAAGUAUUCUUUAGAGAUCCAGUAUGAGCAAGUCCAACUGUUAAUGCUUGCAUAUUUUAAGUAGGACUUGAACGCAUCAGAGAGAUGUACCUUUUUAAAAACUUUUUAUUUUGUUGUAAAUAACCGUUUGUCAAGAAGUCUGCAAAGCUAAGUUCAGACAGUUUCUGUUUUUGUGUUUAGGUUACAGUUGUGAAGGAUUCUCUUGAUACUGUAGAGCAACUCUUGGACUCUUUGUAUCAUGCAAUGAAAAAAAAAUGUAACAUUUUGUAUUUAUUUUAUACUAAUAAACAUAUAGAUGUUCAA
This is a messenger RNA of Xiphophorus couchianus (Monterrey platyfish), 3644 nucleotides long. It is a transcript of the gene mak, whose product is annotated as male germ cell-associated kinase. The transcript has 16 exons. The record is from RefSeq and is a predicted model, not a curated record. Bases 1113 to 3155 code for a protein of 680 amino acids. Gene Ontology annotation, biological process: protein phosphorylation. Gene Ontology annotation, molecular function: protein kinase activity; ATP binding. NCBI's taxonomy places the organism in Eukaryota, Metazoa, Chordata, Actinopteri, Cyprinodontiformes, Poeciliidae.